This is a messenger RNA of Salvelinus sp. IW2-2015, 1648 nucleotides long. Its product is annotated as FAS-associated factor 2-like. The record is from RefSeq and is a predicted model, not a curated record. NCBI's taxonomy places the organism in Eukaryota, Metazoa, Chordata, Actinopteri, Salmoniformes, Salmonidae. Gene Ontology annotation, molecular function: ubiquitin binding. Gene Ontology annotation, cellular component: endoplasmic reticulum.
GUCGGAACAGUCCUCUGGAGCCACUGAGCCAGAGCAGCGUGUAUCAAUCCUGCUGUAGGAAUCAUUGCGGCCAGCACUAGCAGGUCAAACGAACAUCUAAAACGACCGAGUCACUCAGAAAAACGAAUCAUGACUCUCGAGUCAGUAAAAAGAGUCGUUCAAAAAUAACGAAUCGUUCGCGAACUGCACAUCACUGUUGGCGAGGUAAGAUGGCGGCGCCAGAGGAGCAGGAAUUAUCUCAGGCGCAGACCGAAAAACUCCUUCAAUUUCAGGACUUGACAGGUUUGGAGUCUAUGGACCAAUGUCGGCGCACAUUAGAACAACACAAUUGGAACAUCGAGGCUGCAGUGCAGGACAGACUGAACGAGCAGGAAGGAGUUCCCAGUGUGUUUAACCCUCCGCCCUCCAGACCGUUACAGGUCAACACAGCAGACCACAGAGUGUAUAGCUAUAUCGUCUCCAGGCCACAACCUAGAGGAUUAAUAGGAUGGAGUUACUACAUGAUAAUGCUACCUUUCAGAUUGACAUAUUACACACUUCUGGACAUAUUCAGGUUUGCCCUGCGGUGGGUCAGGCCAGACCCUCGUGGACGCGUCACAGACCCCGUGGGUGACGUUGUCUCCUUCAUCCAUAGUUUUGAAGAGAAGUACGGUCGYUCGCAUCCAGUGUUUUACCAGGGAACAUAUAGCCAGGCARUGAAUGAUGCCAAACGUGAGCUUCGCUACUUGUUAGUUUACCUCCAUGGAGAYGACCACCAGGAUACAGACCAGUUCUGRCGCUCCACGUUAUGUACAGAAGAGGUCCUGACCUUCCUUAACACCAGGAUGCUGUUCUGGGCCUGUUCCACCAGCAGGCCUGAGGGAUACAGAGUGUCCCAGGCGRUGCGUGAGAACACUUACCCGUUCCUGGCCAUGAUCAUGUUGAAGGACCGUAAGAUGACGGUGGUGGGACGUCUGGAGGGGCUCAUCCAAUCAGAGGACCUCCUCAARCAGCUCACCUUCAUCAUGGAGGCCAACCAGACCUACCUGAUGUCUGAACGCUUGGAACGGGAGGAGAGGAAGACGCAGGUGUUGCGGGCGCAGCAGGACGAGGCCUUGGAGUCGCUGAGAGCCGACCAGGAGAAGGACCGGAGGAAGAAGGAGGAGCAGGACAAGGUUCAGGCGGAGGAGGAGAAGGUUCGGCAGACCGUCCUGGCCGAGGAAAUGAGGAGGAGGACGUUGGAGGAAGAGAAGGAGCUUAAGUCAGAAUGUCUUCCCCCGAACCCCAGAGACGACCCCGACAGCGUCAAGAUAGUUUUCAAACUGCCUAACGACACCAGAGUAGAGAGGCGGUUCCUCUUCCAGCAGUCUCUGACGGUAAUAUACGACUUCCUGUUCUCAUUGAAGGAGACCCCGGAGAAAUUCCAGAUAGUUACAAACUUCCCCCGCCGGGUUCUGCCCUGCCUUCCACGGAGGAGCAGCCCACCACCCACCCUGAAAGAGGCCGGCCUCAGCCGUUCCGAGGUCCUCUUUGUUCAGGACCUCACAGAAGAUUGACACCUAGCUAACCUUCUCCUCAACCUCCACCAUGAGGAAAAUAACUGUUGUCUCUUUUUUUUCGUUGUUUCUUCACCCAUAUUUUUUUUUUGUUUAAAUGGCCGUUGUGCACA